Cannabis sativa is the source of this 1684-nucleotide messenger RNA. RefSeq names its product zinc transporter 6, chloroplastic. Gene Ontology annotation, molecular function: zinc ion transmembrane transporter activity. The record is from RefSeq and is a predicted model, not a curated record. Bases 274 to 1314 code for a protein of 346 amino acids. Gene Ontology annotation, biological process: zinc ion transmembrane transport. Gene Ontology annotation, cellular component: plasma membrane. The transcript is spliced from 2 exons. NCBI's taxonomy places the organism in Eukaryota, Viridiplantae, Streptophyta, Magnoliopsida, Rosales, Cannabaceae.
UGUCAUUAGGCAGAUCCAUAAAUAAAAUUGGGACCCACACCACGACCACGUCCCCUCAGUUUAAAACUUGAUCCUGACUUCAAUUUCAGAUUAUUAUUAUUAUUAUUAUUACUCUCUUCUCUUCACUCACUUACAACUCACAAUCCACAAUUCACAAACAAACGACCAAAAAAUAGACGCACCUUAUUACAAGUUACUUAUUAAAGUCUUAUUAUUUUACUUUUACAUAUAUACAAUCCUAUCUCUUCUUUCUCUCUCUCUCUAAAAAAAACCAUGGCAACGGCGGCGUGCGCCUUAGAUACGGCGGCUAGGACGUUGGCUUGUCGUGACGGCGCGGCGGCGGCGCGGCUCAAGGUGACGUCGAUCUUCGUCAUCUUCUUCACAAGCGUAAUCGGCAUACUCUCUCCGGUUCUACUGGCCAGGUUUUUUCAAGGCAAACCGGCUUACGAUAAGGCCACGCUAUUAAUCAAGUGCUUCGCGGCAGGAGUCAUUCUCUCCACAUCCUUAGUCCACGUGCUUCCCGACGCCUUCGCCGCUCUAUCCGAUUGCCACGUGGCCUCACUCCACCCCUGGCGAGACUUCCCUUUCGCCGGUCUCGUGACCUUGAUCGGCGCACUCGUCGCUCUCCUCGUUGACGUGACUGCCACCGCACACGCCGGGGUCCACGGCGGUGGUGAGGUGGCUGAGUACAAACCGGUGGGCACGAAGGAGGAGACGACGAAGAAAAGGGCAGAGUCUAGGAUGGAAUUGGGUGAGUUGGGUGUGGCGGAGAGAGUGGAAUCGGGUGCGGCGACGACGGAGGAGGAGGAGGAGAAUUUGGUGAGGAUGAAGCAGAGAUUGGUGUCUCAAGUUUUGGAGAUUGGGAUUAUAUUUCACUCUGUGAUUAUUGGGGUGACGAUGGGAAUGUCUCAGAAUCAGUGCACCAUUAGACCUUUGGUCGCUGCACUUGCGUUUCAUCAGAUUUUUGAAGGCAUGGGUCUCGGCGGCUGCAUUGCACAGGCAAGGUUUAGCUUCGGAACAACAGCAUAUAUGUGUUUUAUGUUUGCAGUGACGACGCCAAUGGGAAUAGUAUUAGGAAUGAUAUUGUUCUCGGCGACAGGGUACGAUGACAGUAGCACAAACGCCUUGAUUAUGGAGGGUUUGUUAGGCUCUUUCUCUUCCGGAAUACUAAUAUACAUGGCUCUUGUUGAUCUCAUAGCUCUUGAUUUCUUCCACAACAAAAUGAUGACUUCUGUUUCAUGGUUGAAAAAGGCUUCUUUCAUUGCACUUGUUCUUGGCUCAACCUCAAUGUCUAUCUUAGCCCUUUGGGCUUAAUAUAAUUAAACAAACUUAUUGUCACAUAUUUUCUUAUAAAUAUUGGUACUGGUUCCGCCAAUAAUGAAUAGAGAAAAUCCCCAAAAGGAUAAGGAAAAAAAUAAAAGAAAAUCCAUCUUUUGUUUUUUUUUUUUUUAAGAAAAAAAUUGCAUUUUGUUUUUGAUAAAAUCACACCAUGCUACUAUAAUCAAUCGUCAUUAUUGAAGUCACACUAUAAUCAAUCACCAUUAGGUUUAGUGAAGAUCAACUUUGUUAAGUUAAUUGGUACGUACUACGUGUUUUUGUUAAGAGUAGAAGAGUUAGUUAAUCCUCUCAACUAACUUUCUGUUAUUUUCUCUGUAUUCAAACUCACUGUAACAACUUUCUGUUA